Messenger RNA from Pseudogymnoascus destructans, 1354 nucleotides. RefSeq lists its product as uncharacterized. The transcript is spliced from 3 exons. Bases 581 to 1354 code for a protein of 257 amino acids. Lineage: Eukaryota; Fungi; Ascomycota; Leotiomycetes; Thelebolales; Thelebolaceae. The record is from RefSeq and is a predicted model, not a curated record.
GCUCGUUAUCAGACGAUUGAGGUAACUCGUUGAUUGUUAAAGGUCUGAUUGUCAACCAGCAAGCUGGUCCGUGCAUCCAGGCCUUCCAAGGGACCGCAGUCAGUUACCUACAACCCCGUAUCUCAAGAACAUUAGCAGUCAUAAAGGGCGACAGAAAUCAGUCUCCUUCAAGAAAUAAUGAUGGUUUAUGUUGUUCGCAAUAUGCAGUGCAUUAAAUACAACAUUGCUCUUUCAGGUGCCCAAAUCUCAGUUCACAACCACGGCCUCUCAUAAGUGAUAUGGCGGAGUCGAUGUUUGCCCAACCAAGAUGGGCUUCGGCCAGUCCGCAAUAACUCAUAUUACACCUUGAGGGUUUGCCUAGAAGAAUAGGCAGUGACUUGAAGGUAUAAUUGUUGGCAAUCAAGCAAGCUGCAUCUGUGUGUAUCGUUACAAACCCAAACUCGAGGUCGGAUAUAAGUCGUCAAAGUUUUCCAUUGUGUCUUUUUCCUGUUGUUGUUUCCUCUAUCUCUUCUGUUCGUUUUGUUCUUGGAUACGUCAAUUUCAUAGUUCAGGCUUGACUACAAGAACUAAAUCCGUCGAGAUGGCUGGUGGGUCCCAGUUCAUUGGAGGCCCUCGCUCUGCUUGGGAUAAACAGUUCGUUUGGCCUCGAGAAGGAAGGAAAGGGAAAACACCAAGAGGCUGGUGGGGAGGCCUAAUGAGCAUUAUGACAAACACUGGGCCUGAUAUUUUUAUAACCCGGAAGAACGACACCACGCCCAUCAAGCCAGAUCACUGGGGCAACUGGGACAGCUAUGAUAGCCCAGAAGCCCAAUUGCGCGAGCGCCGAAGUUACGCGUUCAAUGUCGACAGGGGGAACCGCCGUUACGACCCUCAUACGAGGAAGUAUGUGCUGUGGGAGUACGACAACAAUUUCGAUCAAGACCCCCUCGAGAAGUAUCCCCGCUUCACGCGCGAAGAGCAUGAUUGGCUUGCCCGGCAUCCUCGCAGGCGGCGCCCGAAGACCAAAGACUGGAGUGCUGCCGGACCAAAGAGGUUCAGGAGAGAGCACAAUGACUUUUGGAGAGACGCAUUUCGCAUUGGAGAGAAUAUACGGAAUGGUAUUCCCGAGCCUGAGGCAAGCCCGACAGUCAACCCAGGACUGUUUAUGGAUGAUGCGUGGCGCAAUCUGUAUGACAGGAGGCAGGGGAUAUGGCCUUCACUAAGGCGUAGGACUGGAGAUGACUCGCUGCUGAUCGAGAAUACGCGUUAUAAUCGCGGUCAGAUGCGGAGAUCAAUGUAUGAUUAUGGCCUGCAUGAGGAUGGAAGGCCAUACGACGGCGAGGAUUAUGAGGAUAGAUCGUACUAUCCCUAUUAA